Molecule: messenger RNA, 2971 nt
Organism: Fundulus heteroclitus (mummichog)
Lineage: Eukaryota; Metazoa; Chordata; Actinopteri; Cyprinodontiformes; Fundulidae
Product: tripartite motif-containing protein 16
Exons: 1
Coding region: 75-1802 (575 amino acids)
Molecular function (GO): zinc ion binding; protein binding
Source: RefSeq, a predicted model, not a curated record
GCGGUGCGGUAGUGCACUAUUUUGUUGAAGGACAACCGCCAGAACUAUCCGAAGAAGAAGAAGAAGUCGGUGAAAUGGCACAGAGAAGCGUUCAGCUGGACGUGGAGACCUUCUCCUGUUCCAUCUGUCUGGACCUACUGAAGGCUCCGGUGACUAUUCCAUGUGGCCACAGCUACUGUAUGGGCUGUAUCCACAGUUUGUGGGAUGAAGGGGGAGAGGGGAGGAAAAGUCGCAGCUGCCCUCAGUGUCGGCAGACCUUCACACCAAGGCCUGCUCUGGUUAAUAACACUAUGUUAGCAGCUUUGGUGGAGCAGCUGAAGGAGAGUGGACUCCAGGCGGCUCCUGCAGGUCACUUCCACCCUGGACCGGAAGAUGUGUUCUGUGAUGUGUGCGCUGGGAGGAAGAGGAAGGCGAUCAGGUCCUGUCUCGUCUGCUUGGCUUCUUACUGUAAGGAACACCUGCAGCCUCACCGUAGAUCCGCUCCGCUACAGAAACAUAAGCUGGUGAAGCCCACCAAGAAGCUCCUGGAGAACAUCUGCUCCCGUCACGACGAGGUGAUGAAGGUUUUCUGUCGCACCGAUCAGCAGUGCAUCUGCAUUUUGUGCACCAUGGAUGACCAUAAAGGCCAUGAAACAGUCCCAACUGCAACUGAGAGCAUGGAGAAGCAGAAGGAGCUGGAGGAGAGUCACCAGAGAAUCCUGCAGAAGAUCCAGGACAAGGAGAAGGAAAUGAAAAGGCUCCAGCAGGAGGUGGAGGACUUCAGUCUUUCUGCUGAUAAAGCAGUGGAGGACAGUGAGAAGAUCUUCACUGAGCUGAUCCGUCUCAUCCAGAAAAGACGCUCUGAGGUGAAGCAGCAGAUCAGAUCCCAGCAGGAAACUGGAGUGAGACGAGUCAAAGAGCUCCAGGAGAAGCUGGAGCAGGAGAUCGCUGAGCUGAAGAAGAAAGACGCUGAGCUGAAGCAGCUCUCACACACAGAGGAUCACAUCCAGUUCCUUCAAAACUACGCCUUACUGUCAUCCUUCGCUGAGUCUGCAGACUCUGACAUCAGCGCCGGUCCUCUGACGCGCUUCCAGGACGUGACAGCAGCUGUGUCCAAGCUCAGAGACAAACUGCAGGACGUCCUGAGAGACACGGGGACGAACAUCUCGCCGACGGCGUCUGAUGUGGACGCUUCGUUGGCCAGUUCCCAGCCAGAGCCAAAGAGCAGAGCUGAGUUCCUGAAAUAUGCCUGUGAAAUCACUCUGGAUCCAAACACAGCUUUCAGAACACUGCUGCUGAGCAAAGAGAGCAGAGCAGCGAUGGUGUGGUAUGAGGAGGAGUCCUACACCCCCAACCCUGAGAGAUUCACCUCAUGCAGACAGGCCCUGAGCAGGGAGGCCCUGACAGGACGAGGCUACUUUGAGUUUAAGUGGGCCGGGAUAGGAAUCAUCGUAGCAGUUGCAUACCGGAGCAUCAGGAGAGCAGGGAGUUCACAUGAAUGUAUGUUUGGGUUCAACGAUAAGUCUUGGGCAUUACGCUGUGACCUUAACUGUCUGGGUCUGGGUAUGACUGGUUACACCUUCUCCCAUAAUAAAGUGGAGACCCGAGUCUCAGGCCCUCAGUCCGGCAGAGUGGGAGUGUACCUGGAUCACAGCGCAGGUAUUCUGUCCUUCUAUGAUGUCUCUGACACCAUGACUCUCCUCCACAGAGUCCAGACCGCUUUCACCCAGCCGCUCUAUGCUGGACUUUGCUUUUAUUUCUGCGACGGAGGCGAUGCUGAGUUCUGCAACCUCAAAGAAACAGAACCAGACAGUGACCAGUAAGGAUUGUAGAUCAUAUGCUAAUGAAAUACCUUAAAGGUGCAUCAGAAUAAACUAGUAUAUCUUUGCAGUAAUUCAAUUCAAAACUCAUACAUAUAAAGAGAUUCUUUAUAUUUCUAAAUAUUUACUGUACAUUUGAACAAGCUGCAAAUUUCUGUGUUUUUCAGUCAAUUAAAAAUAUGAAAUAAACCAAGAAAAAUAAUGUUUGGGACAAAUUUUACACAACCACGAUAAAAGACUGCUGCCCUGACAGUUAUUGAUAUUCCGCAGAGUGUCUGUCUCAAUUUAAAGAAACUGGCCAGUCAGAGCGCUCUAUCAAACUAUAUUAAUGGAAAUUUGAGUGGAAGGUCUGACAGACAAAGGCGCACAGGUGUUACAACAAUUAAGUUCUGGUUUAUUUACAGUAUAAAGCACAGAUUUACAGCAAAUGUCUCAAGGCACUUGGCAAAACAAACUGAUCCAAUUAAGAUGAUUAUGAACCAAAGUCAACCCUGGAGUCUUUAUCUGGAUAUACAGAAAGUGGACUGCGGCUGGAGUCAGAGCUUUGUAUGGCCUCCACACACGGAUCCAUCCAGAACCUGGGCUAAAACAGUCACGAGUCCUCCUUACAGAUGACAGUAAAGGUUGCAUUUCAUUUAGAAAUCAACAUCCCAGAGUCAGGAGGAAGACGUUUCCAGGGUGACGUUUCCUGUCAGUGAAGGUCUGGGGUACCGUACCAUCGGCCAGGGUUGGUCCACUGGGUUUCCUGAAGUCCUCAGUCAAUGCAACCAUCUGGCAGGAAAUGUUGGAGUUCUUCCUUCUGCUGACAAACUUUGCAGAGGUUCUGAUUUCAGUAGGACUUGGUACUGACCCACUCUGCCAAAGGUACCAGAAGCUGGUUGAGGGACCAUGGCGUUGCAGUGGCCUAAACCCCACAGAGACACCAUGGGCUAUAGUAGCAUAGAGGAAGGGAAGGGACACCAGAACCAUGGAUGCAGACAAGCUGAAGGCCACCGCUGAAACAAACUGGACCUCACAGAGUGGCAGGCCGGUCUUCAUUCUACGCUGCAUUGAUGCAGAAAUUCAUGUACUAUACAGUAAAUGAAAAAUGCAUUUAUAUAACAAUUGUUUGAAUUGGUCUUCUGUACUAUAGCAUUUUUCUGAGAAAUAUAAAUGUGGGCUUUAUCUGUAAA